This is a messenger RNA of Lodderomyces pseudojiufengensis, 744 nucleotides long. RefSeq names its product phosphoglycerate mutase (gene GPM1). The transcript has a single exon. Gene Ontology annotation, molecular function: intramolecular phosphotransferase activity. The coding region runs from base 1 to 744 and encodes 247 amino acids. NCBI's taxonomy places the organism in Eukaryota, Fungi, Ascomycota, Pichiomycetes, Serinales, Debaryomycetaceae. Gene Ontology annotation, biological process: glycolytic process. The record is from RefSeq and is a predicted model, not a curated record.
AUGCCCAAGUUAGUGCUUAUUCGUCACGGAGAAAGUAACUACAAUAAAUUAGGGUUGUUCACUGGCUGGAUUGAUACCAAAUUAUCAGACAAAGGUAGAGAUGAAGUUCAAAAAGCAGGUGAACUACUCAAAGAAUCUGGAAUUAAAAUUGAUGUAGCAUUUACUUCAGUUUUAUCAAGGGCUAUUCAGACUGCCAAUAUUGCUUUGGAUGUUGCUGAUCAAUUAUGGGUACCACUUGUAAAAAAUUGGCGUCUUAAUGAAAGACAUUAUGGGGAUUUACAAGGUAAAAACAAAGCUGAAGCUCUUGAACAUUUCGGACCUGAAAAGUUUAAGGAAUAUAGAAGAUCAUAUGAUAUUCCUCCACCUCCAAUUGCUGCAGAUUCGAAAUUUUCUCAAGUCGGUGAGAGAAGGUAUUCGGAUUUAGCACCUGAGGUAGUACCACUUACUGAGAGUUUGAAAGAUGUUAUUGAAAGAUUAAUUCCAUAUUGGCAAGAUGAAAUUGCGGCUAAAUUAUUAGAUGGAAAGACUGUUGCUAUUUUUGCUCAUGGAAAUUCACUCAGGGGUUUGAUUAAACAUUUGGAUGGGCUUACGAAUGACGAGGUCAGCAAUUUGAACGUUCCGACCGCGCAACCACUAGUUUAUGAGUUAGACGAUCAAUUAAAACCUAUUAAGCAUUACUACCUUGACGAAGAAGGUGCAAAAGCAGGUGCAGCAGCUGUCGCAGCUCAAGGACAAAAGAAAUGA